Messenger RNA from Maudiozyma saulgeensis, 582 nucleotides. The record is from the annotation of a GenBank genome assembly. NCBI's taxonomy places the organism in Eukaryota, Fungi, Ascomycota, Saccharomycetes, Saccharomycetales, Saccharomycetaceae.
AUGAAUAACAAUAACUUCAAGAUAUUAUCUGCGUUCCGUAGGUUGGCCUCUACAGGUACAUAUCCUGGAUCACAGAGGAUGUCCUUACCAAGAAGACCAAUGAAGAAAAUCAAAUUAGGAAAAGCUAGACCUGCCAUUUAUCAUCAGUUUGAAGUUGCGGUAGAGAUGAGUGAUGGUAGUGUGGUAAUGAGAAAGUCCCAAUUCCCGAAGGCUGAGGUUAGAUUAAUUCAAGAUCAAAGAAAUAAUCCAUUAUGGAAUACGAGUAGGAGCGAUUUAAUCGUUGUUGAUGCCAAUGCAGCUGGUAGUAUUGAUAAGUUCAAACAAAAGUACUCAUCCAUAUUUUCCGUUGAAGAAGAGACUUUAGAAUCAACGCCUAAUGGUAAUGACAAAUCUGUAACAGAUAUAAAGAAACAAAAGGAAGAAACCAAGAAAACGUCAAAGAUGGUGACACCUGAGACGGCCGAGGACCACUCACAUGACGAUUUUGGUAUGGACGACUACUUAUCUUUAUUGGAUGACAGUUCAAAACAGAUAAAAUCUGGUAAAAUUGCAUCCAAAAAGAAUUCAUCAAAGAAGAAGUAG